CCCGGGAGGAGGGGUCUCGCUGAUGCCCGGCCCCGCUGCCCGCCGAUGCCGAUGAGAUGAGUAACACGACGGCCCCUACUGCCCCCAGGGCCAACAGCGACUCCCUGGUGGGCUACGUGCUGGGACCCUUCAUCCUCAUCACCCUCAUGGGGGUCGUCCUGGCUGUGAUGAUGUAUAUCCGGAAGAAGAAGCGAGUGGACCGGCUGCGCCACCACCUGCUGCCCCUGUACAGCUACGACCCGACCGAGGAGCUGCAGGAGGCGGAGCAGGAGCUGCUGGGCGACGUGGGGGACCCCAGGGUGGUGCACGGCUGGCACGGCAGCUACCAACACAAGCGGGUGCCCCUGCUGGACGUGAAGACCUGAGUGCGGGCCUCCCUCUGCCCCUCAGACCUCCGCAACCAGAAUGGAUGGAGCCCGGGAAGCAGGGGGAGGCACUGGGACACAGAGGAGCCGGCCCCCCUGCCCGCCGUCGGGCACUUUGCACUUCAUCUUCCAGCCUCCCCUCCGGCCCCGUCCUGCGCCCCAGAAGUGGGAGCGAGGCCGAGCGCCGCACUGUUCCCUCUCUUCUGACCCACCCCCCCUGCCCAGUUCCGCUCCCUCCUGGGACUGACCAAUGCCUGCGGCACCCUUACAGAGCCCCAAGGGCCACCCUUCAAGUAGACCUAUGACCACUCCUCAGAUGCCUCCACUGAGCUGGGCCCUGCCGGAGGAGGGGUGGGGCCCUGGGCCACAGCCACUGCGACCUGACUGGGCCCCGUGUCCGUUGGUCCGUAUAAUAUAGUUUGUAAAUAAAACGUUUUGUG
Tachyglossus aculeatus (Australian echidna) is the source of this 805-nucleotide messenger RNA. RefSeq names its product small integral membrane protein 29 (gene SMIM29). The transcript is spliced from 4 exons. The record is from RefSeq and is a predicted model, not a curated record. The coding region runs from base 57 to 365 and encodes 102 amino acids. NCBI's taxonomy places the organism in Eukaryota, Metazoa, Chordata, Mammalia, Monotremata, Tachyglossidae.